Impatiens glandulifera is the source of this 1415-nucleotide messenger RNA. RefSeq lists its product as uncharacterized. The transcript has 4 exons. The record is from RefSeq and is a predicted model, not a curated record. Gene Ontology annotation, biological process: CAAX-box protein processing. Bases 202 to 1227 code for a protein of 341 amino acids. NCBI's taxonomy places the organism in Eukaryota, Viridiplantae, Streptophyta, Magnoliopsida, Ericales, Balsaminaceae. Gene Ontology annotation, cellular component: membrane. Gene Ontology annotation, molecular function: metalloendopeptidase activity.
UGAAACCAUUUUUUUCUUCUUCCCCCACCAUGAAAAAGAAUUCGGUAUAAUAAACGGUCAAACAAACAACGACAAGAUACUCCAAAGUUAAUCUAGCGGUAGGAUUCCCUGAGAUUCUGAACAAAAUCUUUACUUGUUCAUCACUUUUCUGAUGCCUAAAUUGAGACCUCUAGAGAUUUCCACCAUUCUUGAUUGAUACCCAUGUUGAGCUUUUCUUCUAACUCUCUCUCUACACACCCAAACCCGGUUCCCUCAAUCCCUCCGGCUAGGGUUUCCAACUUCUCUGUCUCCUUCCCCACACAACAACGUCGUCUUCUGGAAGCUUCCAAGAGGAAUUGGAAAAUUUCAUGCUUUAGACGAGAAGAAUUUACCCCUCAGAAUAACAAAUUAGAGGGUGCUGACGAUAUUCUAGCAGAAGACCCUGUUAACGUGGAAUUAGUUGAAACUAAAGGACCCAGGAGGCAUUGGGUUUCGAGUAUAGAAGAGGCAGCAAGGGCUGUGUUUGAAGCAAUUGGGGAAAGAUGGACUGUGCCAUGGACAGCAGAAACUAUACUGCAGGUUACCUUUCUCUGGAUGGCCUCUUUCUGGUUUGUCGGGUCAUGGAUGAUUCCAGUUGCCGCCCACAUAUCAGGCUUCAGCAAAGACAGUCUUACAUUCAGAGGACAAGCCUUUUACAGCCUUCUUACAGACAUAGCCGAAGGACUAGCCGGAAUAAUGAUUCUUCGUAACUGCUUGUCCCGUUUCCGUCCCCUCCCAUCCGGUUGGUUUACAUUCAGCUUAAAGGGAAACUGGCUAUUUGACGUUUUCCUCGGUUGCCUCAUGUUUCCUUUGGUCAACCGUCUCUCCCAGUUCAACCUCGACCUCUUGCCUAUACUGCCUGCCACCCAAGUCAGUCUAUCAAACGUAGAGCAGUCAAUUAUGGCUCGAGAUCCCAUUGCGAUGGUGUUAUACGCUCUCGUGGUCUCGGUUUGCGCUCCUGUUUGGGAAGAAAUGAUUUUUCGAGGCUUCCUUUUACCUUCUUUGACAAAAUACAUGCCAGUUUGGUGCUCCAUAGUUUUGAGCUCGGUGGCGUUUGCUUUGGCGCACUUUAAUGUACAAAGGAUGUUACCUCUGAUUUUCCUUGGGAUGGUUAUGGGCAUGGUUUUCGCAAGGUCCAGGAAUCUGUUGGCUUCUAUUCUUCUGCAUAGUCUUUGGAAUGGGUUUGUUUUUCUGGAUUUGAUGAAAUAAUAGGAUUCUUGUUACAUUCUUUCUCUAACUUGCUUCUUGAACCAACAUAUAUUAGCCAUAGGCAUUAUGGGCUCAUUAAUUGUGUAUAUAUACAUAUGGGGUGUUUCUAGAAGAGAAGUAACUAACUUAUUCAAUGUUCCUUUGAUGAAUUAUCCCCCCAUAAAUGGGAAAAUUGCGGUCUUAUUCUA